CAAAAUCCCCGGGAAACAUCCACACCCCAGACCAUCCACUCCCUGAUGGCCCAAUCCGCUAUCCCAGCUACUCUGUACCACCCGCUCCAGCUUAUCGUUGGCUUCGCGGGCCCCGCCGAUACCGCUGCUUUCUUCGAAUCUCCAAGUCCGUACAUGGAGUGCGUUCCCCAGACGCCAACCCCGGAUGAUGCAAUGUUAGCAGCCGAGUUUCGCUUGAUUACCCACCAUGUUUCCCUACACGACACCUACAGCACAUAGUACCAUGCCGUCUCAGUUUCCACCUCGGACAUUGGCCCAUAAUCCUUCGGUCUGCAGCUCGGCAGCAUAGGCGCUGGCCGAAUGACCGAUUUGGACUCGUCCGCGUCCCGGUCUGGGGUCGGGUUCCCACCCAUUCUCUCCAGACUUUCU
Aspergillus neoniger CBS 115656 is the source of this 408-nucleotide messenger RNA. RefSeq lists its product as uncharacterized. The record is from RefSeq and is a predicted model, not a curated record. The transcript has a single exon. The coding region runs from base 46 to 258 and encodes 70 amino acids. NCBI's taxonomy places the organism in Eukaryota, Fungi, Ascomycota, Eurotiomycetes, Eurotiales, Aspergillaceae.